This is a messenger RNA of Exophiala mesophila, 1071 nucleotides long. RefSeq lists its product as uncharacterized. Gene Ontology annotation, biological process: mitochondrial respiratory chain complex I assembly. NCBI's taxonomy places the organism in Eukaryota, Fungi, Ascomycota, Eurotiomycetes, Chaetothyriales, Herpotrichiellaceae. The transcript is spliced from 4 exons. The record is from RefSeq and is a predicted model, not a curated record. Bases 163 to 780 code for a protein of 205 amino acids.
UUAGAACCUUGGAGUGUCGACCGCACCUCGAGUCACUCAAGUCCAAACCUGCAGUACCAACGCACGAGCACGAAAGCUCUCUAUACAUCCAGGCUUGCACGGUCCUGCUCUCUGAUGAGGUGAACAAGUCGAACCCCAAUCACCUCACGCCGAGUCGCAACCAUGGCCGAUAUUCUUGACCCCAAACCGAUCGACGCCGACGAGGCCUACCACCCUCAAGAUGCCCUCAGCGGAUCCAUACGCGCUGCAACUCUCGGAGGAGCAGCUGGGCUGUUCUAUUCUGCAAUCGGGAAUACUCUGACAAAACAAAAUAUUGGUGCCUUUGGAGUCUUUACAAGAUUUGGUGGAAAUAUCGGAUUAUUUGCGGCCGCCGGUGGUACAUAUCAAUUCAUUGCGAGCGCCUCUGCCAAUCUGAGGGAGAAAAACGACUUUGUCAACCAUUCCAUCGGUGGAACGGUAGCUGGAGCGUUGAUAGGUGCUUCUAGCCGCAAAAUGCCUUCAGUAGUGUUGAACGCUUUCCUACUCGGCGCAAUCUCUUCUGUUGCAGGCUUCACCGGCACAUCAGUGUUUCCUUCCUCUGUGGAUGCACCAGAGGUAGAUCGUAUUGCCGAGAAAGAAGAAAUGAGAAAUCGUUUCAGAAGGCCGGUAAACGAGACGAUCAACGAGCUUGGAGAAGGACGAGGUAUCUAUGGACAGGGAUAUGAGGAGAGAAGGAGACAACGGUUGAAGGAGAACUACGGGAUCGAUGUGCCAGAGCCAUUCUACAAGUCAACGUCAUAGCGCCUCGAGCCGACUCAUGGUCAUGGACAUGAUCAUAAGCGUGGUGGCUAUAAUCUGGGUAUACCUGUCGAAUUUGUCCAGGUCAUCUCUUCAUGGCCACCAGGUGCGACGUCUUAGCCUCGCCAUUAUGGAAUUGGUUCGGCCAUGAUCACGGCAUUGGCAGUCGUCUUUACCACACUGUACAUAGCAUAUUUCGAGGGAAGACUGGUAGUAGACCGUCGAGGCAACAUGGUGCAAUUGUAGAACCAAUCAAAAAAACAUAGCUCACCCGUUGAGCCACACUCGUUGUUG